AUGGAACGUUCGCGUUCAAAAGUUUGUGUCCUCUAUUUGGCACUAAUAUCAUUCACCGUCCCUAGUACAAUCGCCCAGUGCCUUGGCUGUCAUGUCGGCCCUCCGGACUACAUGUGCCCAUCCCCUCCCUCCAUCCUGGAAGUCUACUUCCCGCAUAACACCUACUGCACCCGGUUCUACAAGUGUCGGAACGGAAAGGCUAUCGAGGGUCGCUGCCCGUCCGGGACGUUCUUCAAUCCGCAGCAGAACCUCUGCUGCCAGGACGAAUCGCUGUGCUACCGGCCGAAUCCAUGCGUGAUGCAAGUGCCCGGGUGUGGCCAGUGUGCGAACAAGUUCGUCAGCUCGGACCUUAUGGCUUCCGCUUUCUUUGUGUGCAACUGCGAUGGAACGGGAGUGACCACCCAGUGCCCAACGGCGUUCGAUCCGUGCGGCAACGCCACAGUGACGCUGCAGUUCACCGGCGGUAAUUGUAAUCCGCCGACGUUGGCCACCACCACAACGACGACGGAAGCGCCGACCACCACCACCACCACUGCGGCAGUAACCACGACUUCUACGGCGGCCGGAACCACGACUUCGGCGGCGGCUAACACCACGUCUGCGGCGGCGGCAACGACUACAACGGCGAGUUCCGGUACUAGGUGA
Molecule: messenger RNA, 645 nt
Organism: Armigeres subalbatus
Lineage: Eukaryota; Metazoa; Arthropoda; Insecta; Diptera; Culicidae
Product: spore coat protein SP65-like
Exons: 1
Coding region: 1-645 (214 amino acids)
Cellular component (GO): extracellular region
Molecular function (GO): chitin binding
Source: RefSeq, a predicted model, not a curated record